AUGCCGAAGGUAUCGCGGAAGGACACGGGCGACGCGACGCACACGCGCGAGCGCGGCGACGCCAAGCAGACGCGCGCGUCCGUCGCCACGCCCGACGAGAGCGCGAGGGCAGAUCUGCCCCGCCGCCUCCACAAGGUCCGCGUCGAUGGGGGACCCGAACGACCCCCGCGCCCCUCCUCGCCGGACUCGCCCCUCUGCUUCGAGCCUCGAGAGGACCCCCAUGUCGACGCGCUCGCGCGCGCCCUGUGCGCCCUCGUCAAGGAGGAAGGGAAGGCUUAUGAGGGGUUGGAUCAAGCUGUGCGCGAGCGGCUCUCCAUGAUCAGGGAGGGAAAGCCAACGCCGCCGAUGAACGAUGCCGCGGACGAGCUGAGCAGGAAAGGGGCAAAUGCUGCGGAAUGGACACCUCCAAUGACGGUGCACGGCGUCACCGCCGAGACGGCGGAGGACGCGCGUCCGCCGCCGCCACGGACCAUCAACGCCGUGCCCGGGCACACCACCCGAGCUGAUGAGCCUGAGCUCCUCAAGCCCGACGGGUCGCUGGCUGUACCCAAGCGGUACAACUUCCUCAUCAACGCGUUCGCGCCCGCGACGUACGGCGUCGCGAUCCGCGAAAACGAACACGUCGACGUGCUUCGCGUUCGCGGCGCGGACAACGUCCGCGGCGCCGUCCGCUACUUCGAGCUCAACGACGUGGACCUGGUGGCUUUUCCACCCCACUUCUACGUCGCGCUCGGCUUCGACCCGGUUCUGGCGCAGGCGGUCCCGGAGAGUUCUGCCACCCCGUGGGGUGGUCACCUCGCGGUGAGGAAAGGGCUGCUCCCGUUCUUCGUGUACUUUGACCUGCAUCCGGGCUCGACCCUGUGUGGGCCGAACUCGAGGUUCUGGGACGCCGUGCGCAUCUACGCCUCUCUCCUCGCGUGCGCCAACUUCGAGCGGGCCAUCGCUCGAAGGCCGCCCAUCGACAUGUGCGACAGCCUUUUCUGUCUGCACAAUGUGGACCCGGCGGCGGCGGGACGACGCGUCACGGUCGACGGCGACGGCGCGGAGUGGACGGUGCCGUGCGUUCGGGGAGGGCGAACCACGAAGGAGAAGUGGCGGCGGCUGCAGGAGGAGGCGGAGAACGGCACGAUCAGCGACGAAGACGCGGAGGAGCUCACGUACCUGCUCGCGUGCGGCCACCUCGGUGGUCAGAUGACCCGCGAGAAGUGGCGGCAGCUCUUGGCGGAUGAGGAGGCGGGGACUAUCGGGAUGAAAGACAGGGACUACCUCGCGUACCUGCGCGAGUGCGCGGCACGGGGAGGGCGAACCACGAAGGAGAAGUGGCGGCGGCUGCAGGAGGAGGCGGAGAACGGCACGAUCAGCGACGAAGACGCGGAGGAGCUCACGUACCUGCGCGCGUGCGGCCACCUCGGUGGUCAGAUGACCCGCGAGAAGUGGCGGCGGCUGCAGGAGGAGGCGGAGAACGGCACGAUCAGCGACGAAGACGCGGAGGAGCUCACGUACCUGCUCGCGUGCGGCCACCUCGGUGGUCAGAUGACCCGCGAGAAGUGGCGGCGGCUGCAGGAGGAGGCGGAGAACGGCACGAUCAGCGACGAAGACGCGGAGGAGCUCACGUACCUGCGCGCGUGCGCGGCACGGGGAGGUGCGACUACCGGCGCGGAGUACAAGCCGCUCUCUGAGGCGGACACGCUGACGGAGCCCGACCGUGCCAAGCUGGAGCGCCAGCGGGACGCGCGCAGCCGCGGCGGGAAGGCUAAGGCCGCGGAGUACAAGCGGCUCUCUGAGGCGGACACGCUGACGGAGCCCGACCGUGCCAAGCUGGAGCGCCAGCGGGCGCAAAACGUCGCGCGCGGGAAGAAAGGCGGGAAGGCUAAUGCCGCGGAGUACAAGCGGCUCUCUGAGGCGGACACGCUGACGGAGCCCGACCGUGCCAAGCUGGAGCGCCAGCGGGACGCGCGCAGCCGCGGCGGGAAGAAAGGCGGGAAGGCUAAGGCCGCGGAGGACAAGCGGCUCUCUGAGGCGGACACGCUGACGGAGCCCGACCGUGCCAAGCUGGAGCGCCUGGAGCGCCAGCGGGCGCAAAACGUCGCGCACGGGAAGAAAAGUGCGGAGAAACGUUGGGGGGCUGUGACGACGUUGAAUGACGAGCUCGAAGCGAUCCUGACGGAGAAUCGGGGGAGGUGGAUGACACUCAAGGAGGUUUACGACCGCAUGGAGGAACGCGGGUUCGUGAACCUCACGGCAUUCAAGAAUUUCCGAGAUUCGAAGUGCGUCAGAAAGUACAAGGAGAAAUCGAAAUCUUCCCUCAUCUGGGAACAUCGAACCGGUACUCCCCACCGCCCUACGGUAUUCCGUUUGUCCGACAACGCGACUACUGCGGGAGCGGGACAGACGUGCAUCGAUCUCUGCGACAGCGACAGCGAAUAAAUGAGAUGAAGAAAAACUGACGACAGCGAAACGAGUACGAACACGACGUGUACGUGGACGCGAUGACGCGAUGACGCGAUCUGAAUUCUGAAUAAAAUGAGCAACAGUACGGAAGAACACAUAGGGCUAGGGCUAGCCCUAGCCCUACAUAGAGUAUGAUGUAACGAAUGAACGCGAUGACGCGAUCUG
This is a messenger RNA of Micromonas pusilla CCMP1545, 2616 nucleotides long. RefSeq lists its product as uncharacterized. The transcript is spliced from 2 exons. Lineage: Eukaryota; Viridiplantae; Chlorophyta; Mamiellophyceae; Mamiellales; Mamiellaceae. The record is from RefSeq and is a predicted model, not a curated record. The coding region runs from base 1 to 2427 and encodes 808 amino acids.